Molecule: messenger RNA, 11216 nt
Organism: Alexandromys fortis (reed vole)
Lineage: Eukaryota; Metazoa; Chordata; Mammalia; Rodentia; Cricetidae
Gene: Pdk3
Product: pyruvate dehydrogenase kinase 3
Exons: 12
Coding region: 222-1469 (415 amino acids)
Biological process (GO): protein phosphorylation; regulation of glucose metabolic process
Cellular component (GO): mitochondrion
Molecular function (GO): pyruvate dehydrogenase (acetyl-transferring) kinase activity
Source: RefSeq, a predicted model, not a curated record
UCUGGGCGGGGUUUACGAACUCGCGGGCCGCGGGCCACGGCCUCCUUCACUGCCUUCGGUGCUUGUUUAGGUGCAGCUCCAGCCGGGGCGCUGGUGGUGCCAAGGCCGAGCCCCAGGUGGAGGUAAAGCCCCGCUGGCGCCGCCUCCGCUUGCGGCUCGGCGUCGGCGGCCCCUGCGGCUGUCCGGGACGUCUCAGCGGAUGUGCGCAGUGCCCUGUGAGGAUGCGGCUCUUUUACCAGCUGCUCAAGCAGCCGGUGCCCCAGCAGAUCGAGCGCUACUCCCGCUUCUCUCCGUCACCGCUCUCGAUCAAACAGUUCCUGGACUUCGGUAGAGAUAAUGCAUGCGAAAAAACUUCAUAUAUGUUUCUGCGUAAGGAGCUUCCUGUUCGACUGGCUAACACAAUGAGAGAGGUUAACCUUUUGCCGGAUAACUUGUUGAACCGCCCUUCAGUGGGAUUAGUUCAGAGUUGGUACAUGCAGAGCUUCCUUGAACUUUUAGAAUAUGAAAACAAGAGCCCAGAAGACCCACGGGUUUUAGAUAACUUUCUCCACGUUUUGAUUAACAUCAGAAACAGACACAACGAUGUUGUUCCUACCAUGGCCCAAGGCGUGAUUGAGUACAAGGAAAAGUUUGGUUUUGAUCCAUUUAUUAGCAGUAACAUCCAAUAUUUCCUGGAUCGUUUUUAUACCAACCGAAUUUCUUUCCGCAUGCUUAUUAACCAACACACACUUCUGUUUGGCGGUGACACUAAUCCUGCUCAUCCUAAACACAUAGGGAGUAUUGAUCCCACCUGUAAUGUCGCUGAUGUGGUAAAAGAUGCGUAUGAAACAGCAAAGCUGCUCUGUGAACAGUAUUACCUGGUUGCUCCAGAGCUGGAAGUAGAAGAAUUCAAUGCCAAAGCACCAAACAAACCCAUUCAGGUAGUUUAUGUGCCCUCACAUCUGUUUCACAUGCUGUUUGAGCUGUUCAAGAACUCAAUGAGAGCAACAGUUGAGCUACAUGAAAAUAGAAAAGAGGGCUAUCCAGCUGUUAAAACUCUCGUCACUCUGGGUAAAGAAGACUUGUCCAUUAAGAUAAGUGACCUAGGUGGUGGAGUCCCACUUCGGAAAAUAGACCGUCUUUUUAACUACAUGUAUUCAACUGCCCCUCGACCCAGCCUGGAGCCUACAAGAGCUGCUCCCUUGGCUGGAUUUGGUUACGGCUUGCCAAUUUCUCGUCUGUAUGCCAGAUAUUUUCAGGGAGAUCUAAAACUGUAUUCCAUGGAAGGAGUGGGUACUGAUGCCGUCAUUUAUCUGAAGGCCCUUUCAAGUGAAUCCUUUGAGAGACUACCAGUUUUCAACAAGUCUGCGUGGCGCCAUUACAAGACUACUCCUGAAGCUGAUGACUGGAGCAAUCCCAGCAGUGAACCAAGGGAUGCAUCAAAAUACAAAGUGAAACAGGACAAGAUCAAGACUAAUAGAACUUUGUAGAAAACCGAGUGCUGUGGUCAUCUCUGAAGAAAUAUUAUCUUCUGCAAGUUAACCAGACACCCUUACUCUACCAACUCUUAAUCAUGGCACUAUUGUUAUUCCCAAUGCUUUGUUAUGUUGCUUCCUUUAUAUUGACUCAGUGUUUCCAUGGAGCACUUCCUCUAGUUAAUCCACUCGCAUCUUCCACUAAAGUUGUAACCUGAGCAGUUUGUCAUGGUGUCUUUCUAUGGCAUCACUUGCCUCCGUCACAGUAGAGCACGGAGCCUCCUUAGCACUCUUGUACUCUAUACUCUGUAUCUUAUCAUGGGUUUAGUGUCUAAGUCUUCCCGAGAUUCUGAGCACCUUCCUCUUUCCAGGUACAGCAGAUCCUACUGUUGACUUCAUGAUCUCCAGCUUGGGGAGUCUGGAAGGGGAAGGUGUCAGUAGAGUACAUCUUGCAAAUUCAACCCCAGGGUUCUUCCUGUCCCAUAUAUGCACACCCUUCACUCUCUGAAUCAGUGUUCUGCCGACUUCCAUCUGACUGUAUUGUCAUCGUGAGGUGUGGUACUUUCGGAUUAAAACCAAUUCAUCUGUAUUAUUUUCACUUUAAAGUUCGUUUGCAUACUUCUCUUCCAUUUAUUAAAGUACUCUAAAAGUUGUUUUGGAAUUUCUCACUUAACACCUUGGUUUGAAAGAUUUUAUGAAAUUUUAUGCAAACCUACCAUCUAGUCAACGUUAGACUGUAAAGAGUGGGAAGUGUAGUUGUGUGUUUCUCUGAAAACUCCCCUGCCCUAGUCCUGUUUCUUUGCCAUAUGAAAUUCCUCUCGUAGUCCUCUUAGGAACUAGAAGCGCCUUCGGGAUGCACUCGCCUCACCAUAACACAGACUGUCAGCUUAUUCUAGCUUAUUUUGAAAAAUGUUAUAGAGUGGAUCAUUUUCAUUGUCAUUACUUUUUGCCAAUUUUAGAACUGUCCAUUCAGUCUGAUUUUUGUUUCUCUGUGUAACAGCUCUGACUGUCCUGAAACUCACUAUGUAGACCAGACUGGCCUCAAACUCACAAAGGUCUGCCUGUCUCUGCCUCCCGAGUGCUGGGACUAAAAGGCUUGUGCCACUACCGCCUGGUCUUCAAUCUGAUUUUGUAAUCAUUCCUUUUGCUAAAAGUUAGAAGUAGGAAUUAGCAGAGGACCUGUGGUAAGGAAAGACAAAUGAUGUGAUAUUUGUUCUUAGUAAUAAGGCCAUCUGAGAAUCUAGAUUCAAACUGGUACCUAGUUUAUGCAGGUCCCUGUUAGGUGUUUCUCUGUUCAUUAUAUUUUUUCUUGUAUAUGUCAUUCACUCUGACUGCUGCUUUCAUUUACUGUAUAUAUAAAUGUUUCUAUCCAGUUUUUCAGUACUGAAUCCAGAUUUAGAAGUUUUAGUUUGUAGCCAGGCAUGGUGGUCCAUACCUGAAACCUCAGUACUCCAGAUGUUGAGGCAGGAGGAUCAUGAACAUAGCCUGGGCUAUGUGCCAAGAGUCCCUCUCAAAGUUUUGACUUGUGUUACUCCUGCUAUAUCAUUGCUGAUGUAGCAGUGUAGUUGUCCCCACUGCCACCACACUGAAGGCUUUUGCCUCAGAGAUUUGCUCUGACUUAGAUGAAGUUGGCUCAGUUGUAACUUUGAGGCACACAGCAUCUGAUUUUCUUUCGAUUCCUUGUAUUAUCUGAGUUUCUGGUGAGUUCCUUUUUGUCUUUAUAAAGGCCUCAUUACAGAGCAAAAAGCAUGUUGGUAAAUACCAAAGAGACGGGUAAGAGAGACUUAUUGUACACAGCUAAGUCAGUGUCUUGGGGGGGUUGAGCAGUAUGACUAUUUUCUUGUGAGGAAAGACUAAAAAUAAUGGUCUUUUAUAUUUCAAGAUCCUGGCUGCCUUAGAAACACCAGCUCUAUGUCUCUAUCUUACUGAGUCUCGGUUUCCAGCCAUCUUCCUUUACACUUGCGAGUCUGACUGUCGGCGAAUGGAGGUGACAGUGUCAUUGUGGCCUCGAUUGCCUUGCUUCAGCACUGUUUUUACUGUUCCAGGCUGCCUAUUGCUUGCCAUACUCACACACCAAAUAUCACAUCAGGCUUGGUUAUGGCAUAGAAGAGCCGUGUUAUUUUCUCUUAAACUCUUUUCUGCAAUGCCAGUUUUGUUGAAAUGUCUUGAGGAUUUAAUGCACAGCCCUCCCCUAACACUCUUAGACUCCCCUCGUGUCCAUCUAAGCCUAGUGCACUCCAGCUGCUCCUGUCCCCUUGUCAUCAGUGAGUUCACCUCAGCUCUAAGCCAGCCAGAAGAAGAGUUUCAGGAGCAUCCUGUAUCCCCACAGUUUGGUCUUCCCUCGACUGGAGCAUUGAUGUAUCCUUUCUGCUGCUAGUGUUUGACCCUCUGAGCUUAAGCAUGCCUCUCUGGCUCUGUGAAUUUAUAUAUUACAGAUUGAUAUUGACCCACUUGCAGCUGAAUUCUUCCCCAUUUCUCUGGAAUGCCCUCCAAUUUACACUCUUAUUUUAAGUAUUUGGGAGCCAUGUAUCCUGUUUGAAACUCUACCUGGCACACAGUAGGUACUCAAUGUCUUUGUUGAGCAGAAGAGGAAAACUGAUAGACAUUUGCAGUGGUGGCUGAGGAAACAUCUUCCUAAGUUCUUAGAUCCCCUAACUUCAAAUUGGUAAUGAUUUCAGGUCAAGAACUGUGACAGUGUGCUGGAUGUCUUUUUAUAGUGCUAAGAGAUGGCUUUAAAAUGCGGGGGAGUUACAGGGAUUAAACACGGAUCCACAUGAGCCAUCUGAUUCUUUGUCUCUGAAUAUUUGGUUUUGGAUUCAUAGCACAAGGGCUUCUUUCUGUCUAGCUACAAUGGUUUUAUAGUCUUUCUUAGAGAUUCCAAAGAACUUAACAUUCAGCACCCCAAGUGAUCCUUAGAAUGCCAGGAGAUGGACUAAGUAGCUUUUAGUUUUCAUGUGAAUUCCAAAGCAGUGAAGUGGCCUGCCAAGGAGACAUGGAAAGUGAGAAGCAGAACCAAAGCCAGUGCUUGGGGCUUCCUGUUCCUAGGCCAGUACUCUGAACAGUAUGUCAAGUGGUUAGAAUGAUCUCCUUAGAGGAAUCUCUUGGGCAUAUUAAUCCUCGAGGCUGAUCUGUAAGUCAACAGUUUUCUGUAAUACAAGGCAGCUCCACUCAGGAAAGGGUUUCUUUGGUGUGUUUCCAUUCUGGCACAGUUAGAGGAGACAAGUGGAUUAGGCAGCUUUUGCCUUGUAAAACAGACAACUUUAGACUAAUAUAGGUCAUGACUAGAGUUUUUCUAUUUGAAUGAGAGCAGCGCUUGCUGCCAGCCUUUUUUGUACAAAGAUUCUACAUUUGGAAGUUGAUGGUUUUGUGUUUUGAUAGACUCAAUUACAGCUUCAAUUAGAUGCUCUUGCCCAGCCUUUCUAUUACCAGUACUUAGAGUAAUAGCUCGACAGGCUCUCAGAACCUUGGAGCACAUUCUUUAGAGACUAACUUCAUUGUCUCUAUCUGCUGGCGCACUGAUUCAUGAGUACAGAUAGAUUUUUCUCUCAGGUUUGUAGGCAGCCUGCUUGUUUGGCACGGUUGCAUGUUUGCCCUUGAUAUUUUGUUCUUUUAUUUCAAUAUAGCUCAGGGUUGGUAGUUGUCUGUUGCCUUUUCCUGGUACACAGUGGCCUAGGUCGCAUAUUGGGCCUUAUUAUAUUUUGUAUCAUUUUGUACUGUUCUGUUCUUCAGUUUUAGUAUAUGUGCUGCCGAAGCGAGCACUGUUCUGUUCUUCAGAAAUUUGUUUCUCUAUCAGCUUUGUGUUACCCAUCUUUCACAUUUAUUUUUUUUAUGGCUUUUAUCUCUUGUUUUUCUUCAUGUGUGAUUUUUCCAUCCUUGAAUCCUCUCCUCCAUUUCACUGUUUUCUCUACUGUUUUUUGUAAGCCUCGUGGCUUGCUUUCAUGUAUAUCAUUUUCAUAUUUUAUUUUUAAAUUUGCUUCUCUUAACUCAUUAUUUUAUUCUUCUUUGAUGCCUUAUUUCUUUGAGCACAAAACCUUUUGGUCUAAAUUUUUCAGGAUUUCUGAAAUCAUUCUUUUUCCAGAAUGUAUUUGUGUAUCUUUUGCUUACUCUCUCAGGCACUGUCCUGGAGACCAUGCUGUGGGAUUGUGGCUUUAUUAAUUUCAUCAUAGAUCAUUUUUUGCUCAGUUUUUGGACGUGUGCGCUGGCCAGGGGGGAUAGGACACUUACAUAAACAUGUAUUGAUUCUGCCGUCUUUGUCAGUGGUCCAGAUGCUUAAACAUUGACUUUACAGAUAAUGUCCUUCAUAAUCUAUAUGUUAGGAAACAGAAGGAACCAAUAUGGCCAGCAGGAGAGCACCAUUAAUGAUUUAAUCAAUAAAGGAUUUUUGUUUGCUGUUCUGGGUGAAAAGCUAACUUUUAACUCCAGUUCCUGUCACACUGGUUAGAGAUAGCAGUGCCUUCUGGUUGGAAAAUAGAGGGGACAUAUGAAAUUUUAAUGAACUUGAGAUGUUAUCAGCCAUCAACAGUGAUUAAUUUGUUAAUUAAAUAUGGUAGAAUACUUCAAACUAGGGCAUAAUCAGAGCUAUCAAGAGAAGUAUAAGCUUGUUCUAUUGGCCUCACCGAGUGUGUUGGCCAUUCUGAGAGCUUCACUGUGACAGUUUUCUGUCUUUCCAGUCAGUCAUUUUAAAAAGUAGAUGAUGUACCCCUGGAAUCCCAGCAUGCAGGAGAUGAAGGCAGGAACAAGUGUAAGGCCAGCCUGGUUGCAUCGUGAGAACCUGUGGGAGAGGAGAGGCGAGGAAGGAAAAGGGAGGGGGGAAGGAUGUAAGGAAAGGCAUGAAGGCUUUGUUAUGGUUUCUUCUUGUUCUUUGUGAGUACACACAAAUGGCUUACUGUUGAACACGGGAUAAUGUUUUGAAAGUGUAUUUGCAGGUAGAUCAUGGGGCUUGUUUGGAAUGCUUGUAAGACUGAAACUUCCUUGCCUCAGUAGCCAGACAUUCUAGUAGACAGCCAGCAGCAAACUAUCACCUUCAGAACUCCCGUACCACAAUGAAGGACCAAAAAUGAUAGCCUUGCAGCAUCCACUGAGCUGUGCAUGAGGCAAGACAUUUCCCCUGAGGUCAGUCGGCCUCAGGCCGUGCUGCUGGGAAAUAGAUGAUUGAACCCAGGUGUCCUCAGCUAAGGGAGACUGAAGUGAAGGUAGCAGACAGGAGUCAUGGGGAGGGAGAGAAGGUUUAGUCGUCAAUUUCAGUGAUAUGUUGUGUCCAUCACAUGCUAGAAACAUCAGUGCUGGGCCUGUGCCAGUGAUCAAAGCAGAGUGAACUCCCCUUCCAGUAAGGACGAGAUAGAGUAAUCUCCUGGUUCACUGGGAUACAAGUACCGUGGGGAAGAUGGAAGACUUCUAUUUCAUAAAGGACAGGUGUAUUCUUCAGAGAAAGAAGUAUUCCUGAUUUCCCAAGUGCGUUUCUCCUUUUAAUCUAUCAGUCUGAAGUGUGAGUCUGUCUCCCAUGCUUAGCUCUUCACUCUCCCCUGCGGGGUCCCUGCUGAGGUCCUUGUAGUACAGCUUCGGUAGAUAGCAGAGGACAGCGCCCAUUCCAGCCAUUGUCUCUCUGGUCAGCUCUCACAAUCAGUUCUCAUGGAGUAAGAAGGGCUGCCGUUUGAGUCUCUGUAGCAACAACUCGCCACGGGUUUGGAUGGAUAGCUCUCUUUAGGGUUUCACAAAUGAUCACUUAAGGACCAGUGAGAUGGCUGAACUGAGGACGACCUGAGUUCAAGCUCCAGGUCCCACAUGGUAGAAGGAAAGAACCAGCUGCUGCGAGUUGUCCCCUAGCCUCCGCACAUAUGCUGGGUGGCACAUACACCCACUAAAUCAAUGUAGUGAUGUUUUAGUCAAAAAUUGAGAAGUAGCUGGAUAAUGAGGCUAGAGGUAAAAUUGCUGCUGGUCAGGAGGGGACUCUGUUUAGCACUUCAACUCAUCUCAGUGGGAGGAAGGGUGGCUAAGAAGGCUUCCCUCUGAAGGCUACCCGGUGAUAUCAGGUGUGUCCACUUGCCAAAAUCAAGGCAGUAUUCCAGGCACAGAAAUCUGGAGAAGCCUCUGCUUGCUUAUUUCUGUCUCUGAAGUAGGGACACAUGUCUACUUAUCUCUAUGGUAGAGUUUAAAGUGGCCGGCACAUGGGCUGGCAGUUGGUGUGUGCCACAGCCUCCUGGCAGAAAAUUCCCUUUCCCUCAGAGGGACUGCUAGAGCCACCGUGGGGACUUGUUCUCCAUGCCCACCCCUCUGACUCCUUGGGACAGAUCUGAGUGACCCAGCAGUGAGAGCUUUAACUAUUGGAGAAGCGAUGGAGUUGUGUUUAAUAGUGUCCAUUGGUAGAUCCUUUAAACUGCCUGAUUUUCCAUCGACAGAAUCACCUUGGAGCAUCAGGACCGAAAGUCUCUGAACAUCUGGUAGUUCUGGAGUUGUCUUAAGGAAAGCACACCUCACCUCACAGUAGCCUUUGAGCGUUUAAGUCCAGGUAUCCCAUAUGCGCACUCUGCUGUGCAGAGCUUUACCCAGACUGCAGAGCUGACCUUAGUUCUUGGCAUACUUGUUCCUUAAGUGUAGGUGACUACAGGCUCAGUACCCACCAGUUCAAAGUGAUGACAUCAGCCUUUGAUGUCCAAGUCCCUUGAAAAUGAAAAAAAAAAAAUAAAGCUUGAUGUGUGGGGUUUCAUGGCCAAGUGAGGACUGUUGAGUUUUUCCUGAGACAUUAAAAACACUAGAGAGUUCAGAUGGAAAGAGCACCCGGGACGUGUGCCCUGGAAAGGAGUAUGAACUCAACCUGAAAAAUGUCUCUCUUCUAUAAAUCUCUCAGUGACAUUUGGAUUAAUCAAGCAUAAUUAAAUGUAGUUAGGUUUUUGUCAGAUUGUAGUUCAAAAUAAUAUUCAUCUAUGGAGAGGGUAAUAUAUUCUGUAGAAAUUUUAUUAAGCAUUUCAGUUAAGCAAACAGUAAGGAGAACAAAAUCAGCCCCGGGAAGGUUAAUUACUAAAAACACAGAGGAUAGUAGAUUAUGUAAAUGAUUUUAAUUUUGAAUACCAUGGCUUGAGCUUUAAUUUACAUAGAUAGGUAUUUGGGAUUUGUUUUUCACAGUCUAUUUUUCAGAAGGACCAAAUUAGACUUGGCAUUCUUUAAAAGUUCUAAUCACUCCAGGCUUCCAUUAGUCUUGCUCUAACUUUUUCCUAUUAAAGUUUGCAAAAAUGAAGAAUUACACUUUCCUUCCAGCGAAUUCUCUUAGGAUUCCAUCUCGUUUGUGCAAAUGAUGAGAACUAUGUUUUUAUUUCUUUACCAAAUGGUGGCUUUAACUAAAGUAUCAGGGGAGAGUGUAUGAAGGCAUUCAACCCAGGCGUGCCUUUACGGCAAGUGCUCACUUAAACGAUAAAACGUAGCUCAGAUUGGUUUUAGAUGCUUUCUUUCUUAGUAAAGGCUUUUCUCUCACCUUGCCUAUGGCAGGGAACAGGCUCUGAUAAGAUCUGUUCACAUUUGAUACUUGUCUAAAUUUCACAGUGAGAGUUUCAGAAGUAUUGUCAUCUCAGCAAUAUAAGCUUACCCAGGAAACCUGAAGUUGUCCUUUUCACAAGAAGUGACACCCAGAUUUCAUUUGUGUAGGACGGAGCCGGGUCUAGCCCCCUUUGAGAUCGUCAUAGAAGCCCCUGCUGUUGGUUCUGUCUGGCCAUUUGUUCGGCGGCUUUCGGUGAAGGUGCUACUUCCUUUGGAACUGGCUCCUUUGCAGAUAAUAAGCUUUCACUUCAAGGAGCAUCCCAUUAAGUAAUCUGACUUCCUUUAAAAGUGACAUUAAUUUAAAUGCUCUGGAUAACUUUUGCAAACAUCAGAGAUCUCAUAUGUGUGGUAACUAUGCAAUGCUGGUCCUGUAGUUUGCUCAGUAGAAAGAUACCAAAGUCUGGCAGGUGGGACUGGUCGAACUGCUCCGCAGUUCAACUUGACAUCACGAGUUGAUGGAAAAUAGCACAGUUGCAACAGAAUGCAUACUCAUAACAGAUGUGCUUCAUGUCUAAAAUGAUCUUCCCUUCAGAUUCUUGGAAGAGAGAAAAUACAGCAUUAAUGUUCAGUUAGAACUCUGUUUUGGAUAUUGAUACGGGCUAGUCUCAAAAGAAACUGAAAGGUCACUGUGGUAAGUCAGUGAGAGUCAUUCAACCAUGCCAAAUGUCAUGUCCAGGAGAGCUUGUGAACUCAGGGCGAGCAUCAAAUGUGAUACUGUUUACGUCGUGACAUCCCUUUCACGUCCAUUCCCCUUUCCUUUUUGUCAUUGAAGCUAUUUUAAGAAACCUCAAUCUUUAUUUUUUAAUUAAAAAUCAUUGAAUAUUUUUAGGAAGAACUGGCUUGUGCCUUUAACUUCAGUGCUGAACUUACAGUCGCACGUGUUUGUUUAGUAUCUGUGAGUUUAUUGACAACUGAAGCCUGUAGCUGUAGGGAUCUGAGAAGACGCGAGACUGCCUGCCACUAAAGCGGGACCGUGCCGGAUCUUGUGGCCUCACUUGGCAAGUCCUUUCAGGAGGGAGAAUUUUCCCAGCUGUUUGGCCAGCACGGAAAGGAAAAUGGCAGAUACAGCAUAGAAGGCCCUGUAUCUGCUCCCUUUCUUGUUGAGUGUUUAUGUAACUUCCUGGGGGAACCUCGCAGCAUCAUUUGGUUGCUUUCCACAUUGAAAAGGUCCUCUAACAGCUGACACAUGAUGUAGACCAAUAAAUGUUUUUGAGACUAUUAAAUAUAGUGACUCAGGUGGAAGCAAAAGCAAAGUUUACCUACAGUGUAUGAAGCUUUAAGUGAUUUCAAAUUUGCAAGGAGCUGGGCUGGGGAUGUAGUGCAGCGACUGCGCAUUGCCGUGGUAUGUGUGGAGGCCUGGCUUCCGCCAUGGCAUUGAAAACAGGAAACAAAUUACUAGGAAUCAUGCUAUAUCUUGCAGAAAUUGUGUCCUGUUGUCCCCACAGUUUCCCUUUUGUUGGUCGCUCCAGACGCUUCUCUCUAAGCAGUGCUCAGGACUGAAGCGCACGUUGUACUUGAGCAGUUGUGGACCGUGACACUUUGGAAGAAAGGGAGAGCUAGCCCCACACUCUGCUGAGUUCGUGCUUUGAUGUUAUUUGAAAUCAUGAUUGCUGCUUAAGGUUUAGAAACAGAGCAUUUGCUGUUCCAAGUCCCCACCCAAGUGCUUGAAAUGGAUCUGUUUCCUUAGAACACAACUUUGGAAUGCCUAGGAGAUGCUAGAACUAGACAAAAGAGGUGUGAGGGAAAAGUUCGAUGCUUUGCCAGGUUCUCUUUGUAACUCCUUGACUCAUUAGUGUUGUCUAAAUGGAAUAAUUGUGGGUUUGAUAAGAGACAAAUAUUAACUUACACGUGUAAUAAAUGGCCAUUGCAGUCUGGACCCAUAAGUUCAAGUCUGCCCUGGCUCACUCCGUGCGUCUGUUGACUUAGUGAUGAAUGUCCACACAUGUCCACAGUUCCCGAGCAACCUUGUGCUUUGUAGAAUGAAGCUCAGCCCCAUAAGUUAUGCUGUCAUGAAUGAGGGAUGACUAGAUGGGGUCAUUUGUCACUCUGUGGUCCACAGAGAAAAGGGUGUUGUGACUGCUGGAAAAACACAACCGGAGACCCGUGUGGCUUGGGCCGUGCUCCUCAUGAGUUGCUGAGCAAUCUGUUGUUUGUCAUAACCAGAUCUGUCCGGCCUCACGCCGGGCAAUUCUGUACCCUGGUAACCAGAACAAUAAAUGGCAGUUGUUUUCCACA